Messenger RNA from Fukomys damarensis (Damara mole-rat), 1304 nucleotides. RefSeq names its product death associated protein 3 (gene Dap3). NCBI's taxonomy places the organism in Eukaryota, Metazoa, Chordata, Mammalia, Rodentia, Bathyergidae. The coding region runs from base 75 to 1280 and encodes 401 amino acids. The record is from RefSeq and is a predicted model, not a curated record. Gene Ontology annotation, biological process: apoptotic process. Gene Ontology annotation, cellular component: mitochondrial ribosome; mitochondrial small ribosomal subunit. The transcript is spliced from 13 exons. Gene Ontology annotation, molecular function: structural constituent of ribosome.
UGAUCAAACUUCUGUCGUUCCUGCACACCGUUCAGCGCGUCAGGGGCCCCAGAACCCGUCGCACAGAGUGCAGAAUGAUACUGAAAGGAGUAACAAGACUCAUCUCCAGAGUCCACAAGUUGGACCCUCGGUGUUUUUUGCACUUGGGAACCCAGGCUACCCGAAGCAUUGCUGCUCACCCCAAUGACCAGGUUCCAGUUGAGAGGCCCAGAACUAUUUCCCGUACCAAUGAAAGUGACCCGGCCCAGCAUGGGGAGCGGCACGAAGGCCAGCACUACGACAUCCCCCUGCAGGACCUGAGGAUGGUGCUUCCCCACGGUCUGCCACCGCGCUUCGCAAUGCAGGUGAAGACAUUCGGGGAAGCGUGCCUCAUGGUGAGGAGACCGGCCCUGGAGCUCCUGCACUACCUGAAAAACACUAAUUUUGCUCACCCAGCUGUCCGGUAUCUUCUCUAUACAUUAGAUGGAGAAAGGGGAACAGGAAAGACCCUCAGUCUUUGCCAUAUCAUCCAUUUCUGCGCAAAACACGGCUGGCUGAUCUUGCAUAUUCCAGAUGCUCAUAUUUGGGUGAAAAACUGUCGGGAACUUCUGCAGUCUACCUACAACAAACAGCGUUUUGAUCAACCGUUAGAGGCCUCGACAUGGCUGAAGAAUUUCAAAACUACGAACGAGCGCUUCCUGAGCCAGAUAAAAGUUCAAGAGAAGUAUGUCUGGAAUAAGAGAGAAAGCACUGAAAAAGGCAGCCCUCUGGGAGAAGUGGUGGAGCAGGGCAUCACCCGGGUGAAGACCGCCACUGACGCGGUCGGGAUUGUCCUGAAGGAGCUAAAGAGGCAGAGCUCCGAGGGGCUGUUCCAUCUCCUGGUGGCUGUGGACGGUGUCAACGCAUUGUGGGGGAGGACCACGCUUAAGAGAGAAGACAAAAGCCCGAUUGCAGCAGAGGAAUUAGCGCUGAUUCACAACCUGAGGAAGAUGACGCGGAAUGACUGGCAUGGAGGUGCCAUCGUGUUAGCUCUGAGCCAGACAGGGUCACUCUUCAAGCCCUCAAAAGCCUCUCUGCCCCAUGAGCUACUGGGCAAGGAAGGCUUCGAUGCCCUGGACCCCUUUCUUCCCAUCCUGGUUUCUAACUACAGACAGAAAGAGUUUGAAAGUUGCAUUCAUUAUUAUUUGGAGAGCAAGUGGCUCCAGCAUGAGAAAGCUUCUACAGAAGAAGGGAAGAAAGAGCUGCUGUUCUUAAGUAAUGCCAACCCCGGGCAGCUGGAGCGGCUCUGUGCUUACCUCUAAGCCAUUGUCACAAAGUGCACGGAA